Messenger RNA from Chelmon rostratus (copperband butterflyfish), 8569 nucleotides. Its product is annotated as bone morphogenetic protein receptor type-2-like. Gene Ontology annotation, cellular component: signaling receptor complex; plasma membrane. The transcript is spliced from 19 exons. Gene Ontology annotation, biological process: protein phosphorylation; BMP signaling pathway; cellular response to growth factor stimulus. The coding region runs from base 322 to 4104 and encodes 1260 amino acids. Gene Ontology annotation, molecular function: ATP binding; transforming growth factor beta receptor activity. NCBI's taxonomy places the organism in Eukaryota, Metazoa, Chordata, Actinopteri, Chaetodontiformes, Chaetodontidae. The record is from RefSeq and is a predicted model, not a curated record.
AGUCUGAUGUGGCCGCAGAGAAACGGAGCGCAGCUUCAUUUCUGCGGAUUUUCUGAUUCUGCUGAACAAACCUGCUGCUGGAUCCAGAUCUAUUCUGAGGAAGGGAGUUCGGACCAGGCCGAACGGAACCGGACUGAGCCGGAUCACAAAAAAUCCGUAAUCCAGAAAGACGGACAGAAAGGCAGACGGGCUGCUUCAUCCCCUGCAGAGCCGGCCGGAGUCAUCCUCCCCGGAUAAUCUGACCCAGGAUCAGUGAUGCUGGCCCGUGUCUCAGCGUGGGAGUGACUGUACUUGGACUCAGACCUGUGAGGACGAUCCAACAUGGCCGCCGCGUGUGGAGCUUCGCCGGCGUUAACCGUGUGUCUGUGCGUCCUUCUGCUGCCUGCUGCCACCGGCUUUCAGCUGGAGGACACCGAGUGUGCCUUCACGGACCACCUGGAGGGGGCGGGGCCUCACAGCGGGCCGACCAAUGAGCUACGAGGACUGGUGCGAGAAAACGGCACUAUUCGCUGCAGCCGUGGGUCCCGCUGCUAUGGAUUGUGGGAAAAGAGACCAGACGGGGAAAUACACCUGGUCAAGCAAGGUUGCUGGACUCACAUUGGCAACCAGCAGGAGUGUCGUGGCGACCGUUGCCUGGUAACAGCAACGCCCUCUCAGAUACAGAAUGGCAGCUACAGAUUCUGCUGCUGCAGCCGAGACCUCUGCAACGCCAACUUCACCGAGGCGCCGCCCACCGCCGACACCCCCGCCCUGAGGGUGAUGAAGACAGAUGGGCGGGACAACAGACAGACAGCUCACCAGCCGAUGCGGCGGGAGGAGACGGCACUCAUUGCCCUGGUAACCGUUGCCAUAGCAGCCAUUGUCAUCACAGCGUUGUUCCUGGGAUACCGAAUGAUGAGAGGGAAGAAGAAGAAACACAGUCUGUCUGCUCUGGAUGUGAUGGAGGCAGCAAACACAGACGCUGCUGUCGACCUGGAUAAUCUGAAACUACUGGAGCUGAUUGGUCGGGGUCGUUACGGUACCGUGUUUCGUGGCUGUCUUAACGAGCGCUGUGUAGCUGUGAAACUCUUCAGCUCGGCCAAUCGGCAGAACUACGCCAACGAGCGCUCCAUCUACUGUCUGCCGCUGCUGCAGCAACACGACAACAUCGCCCGCUUCCUGACCGCCGACGAGAGGACGACAGGCGACGGACGACCGGAGUUCCUGAUCCUCCUGGAGUUCUACCCACAUGGCUGCCUGUCUCGCUACCUGUCUCUCCACACAGUGGACUGGUCUACCUGCUGCAGGAUGACUCACGGUGUCACCAGAGGACUCGCCUUCCUGCACACUGAACUCUACAGAGGAGACCAGUAUAAACCAGCGGUGGCCCACAGAGACGUGACCAGCAGGAACGUUUUGGUCCGAGCCGAUCUGUCCUGCGUCCUCGCCGACUUCGGCCUGUCCAUGAGGCUGACGGGAAGCCGACCCUGUUGCCCCGGAGACGACGAUACCAUGGCCAUAUCUGAGGUGGGGACGGUGCGGUACAUGGCUCCGGAGGUUCUGGGUGGAGCUCUGAACCUCAGGGACUGCGAGGCGGCUCUGAAGCAGGUGGAUGUUUACGCUCUGGGUCUGCUCUACUGGGAGAGCUUCAGGAGGUGCUCACACCUGUUCCCAGGUGAAGCAGUACCAGAGUACCAGCUGGCGUUCCAGGCAGAGCUGGGGAACCAUCCGAGCUUUGAGGAGAUGCAGAUCCUUGUCGCAAGAGAGAAAGUCAGACCCAGAUUCCCCGAGGCCUGGAAGGAGAACAGCCUGGCCUUGCGUUCAUUGAAGGAGACAAUGGAGGACUGCUGGGAUCAGGAUGCUGAAGCUCGACUCACUGCUCAGUGUGCAGAGGAGAGACUGUCAGAACUCACACUGCUGAGUACACACACUGCAGUACACAACCACAGGAAUCUGUCUCACAGCUGCUGGCCUCCACAGGUUGGCUAUUCCUCUUCUUUCAUUGAGGAUCUGCAGGUGGGUGUGGUCAAGAAUCUCCAGGGGGACAGCCACCCAACAUCAGUUGUCAAGAUGACCACGAGUGGAGCUGAAGGUGCUGAAAAGAACAGAAACUCCAUCAACUACGAACGGCAGCAAGCACAGAGUCAGGCUCGGUCUACCAGUUCAAACAGCACUGUGUUGGCCACCACUGGCCAAACACCUGCCUACAUCCUCUGCAGCAUCUCCGAGUCAGAAAACACCGGCGGUGCUGUUCCCAGUAUCCCAGUCUGCCUGCAGCUGACAGAAGAAGACUUGGAAGCCACCAAACUUGACCCCAAAGAGGUUGACAAGAACAUGAUUGAAAGUUCUGAUGAAAACUUGAUGGAACAUUCACAGAAACAGUUUGGUUCAAUAACGCAACAAACUACCAACCUGCUUUACCAUCAGGUACUACAAAAUGCUGAGGUGAGCAAUUCAGUGUUGACUCCUCAGGGUGACCUGGGGGCUGUUGGUGGCAUUGAUACCUCUCCCUCCUCCACUAUUCAUCCUCUUCCUAAACAGCAGAACAUGCUCCAGAGGCCCACCAGCCUCCACCUUCUCCCCAAAACCAAGGAGACCCCCUCAGCUUCUUCUCGACUUAAGCUGGGAAAGCUGAAGUCAAACCAUAGACAGGUGGAAACAGGUGUUGCUAAAAUGAACACGGUAACAGUCGCCACGGCUGUAGAGCCCCACCUGGUUACCACGGUGACUAACAGCAGCAACAGCAUGAGAGGCGGUGCUGCAACUGGGAACCGCGUCCACCAUACAAUGGUGGUUGCCAAUGGCUACAGUGCAGGUGCCCCCACGCUGGUGAUGAACGGAAUCAUAGAAGGUGGUCGAACCAAUCUGGCAGGGCCGCAGCUGGAGGAGGAGGACAAGAUGGAGAGAGUGAUUGUUGGAGGAGAGGACAACUGCAUGAACCUGCUCAACUCCAGCCCUGAUGAGCAUGAACCAUUGCUGAGAAGGGAACAGCCACCCGCUGAGGGCAAUCCCCCUCCUCAUUUGCAUCAUCAUCAUCAGUCACAACCUGGAAACAUCCUGACGGGACGAGGCUCAAACUCUAACAACAACAACAACAGGAUAGCAUUUGGGUCAGAAGUCAAGAUUCAGGGUUCAGAGGUUGAACCUGAAAGAAUGAUUGGCUCAGAGGUCAGUGAGAGAAGGGGCAUCAGUAGUACUAAAUCUGAGCCACACCUGGUGAGUCAGCCGAUCAGUGGAUCCCCUGCUACUGCUCCAGUUUUAAAUAUGGAAUCUAAAAUUCUGCUCCCUGCUCCAGCAGGAACCACGACAUCUGGCCAUACCAAAACACUACAGUCCCCCUGCACUAGCCAAGAUAGAUGUCAAGGCUCUGGUCCAGGUCCAGGUGUCCAGAGAGCCCUUUUUGUUGAAGCAGUAUUGACCACUCAAUCUGCCAGAAGCCCAAAUGCUCACCUGGUCCAUUCCACUGCCUCUGCACUUGUCCCAGAGUACAGAGACCCAGAAAUUGAAGUCCAAAAACCCACAGAGGCUCCAGUACUAGAAGCUCCAGUAGUGAAUCGAAAAGCUUCAACUUUAGAGGUUCCAGCGUCAGAAAAUCCAGCCCCAGAAACUCCAGCUUUGGAUUUUCAAGAUUUAGAAAUCACAGCUCUUCCAGAUGCUUCAGCCCCAGAACCUGCAGGUCCACAAAGUCCAGCCUUAGAUCCACAAACUCCAGGUCUGUUGUGGUCCCAGAUGAGACCAGCAAAAGUCAAGAGGCCUGAGCGUCCUUGUUCCCUGGAUCUGUCUUCAUCCUGCAUCUCCUCAGAUGAUGUUUCUCUGAUAGAGAAUGGUAGUCUGAGUGCUUCAGGAGAGAAAAUAAAACGUCGUGUCAAGACUCCGUACACCCUGAAAAAAUGGCGUCCAGCCUCAUGGGUUGUUUCCACGGAUACAGCUCUCGACCUGGACUUAGAAUUCAACAGCAGUGGUGGUAGCAGUAGCCAGGCCCAUUUCUCUUCUGAUCCUCACGGGGCAGGAAGUACCGGCAUCCCCAAAAUCAAUCAAUCAAAAUCCAGCAUGGCUGUCUUUUUGGUUGGUGGUGGAGCCACAGCGACCACAACCUCCGAGCCUGAUGGACUGACCUGCUUCUAAAGUUGUUGCUUAAUGAAAGUUUUCUUUUCUUAAGGCAGAUUAAUUUUUCACUUCUUUGUCUUCCCUCUCUUUUGUUGUGGAAAAUGGAGAUUCCUGUCUGCUGCAUCAGCCUCCCCAGCACUGAACUGACAUUAACGCGAAAUCAGAGGCACAGGAAAUGACCCACAAUGAAGAGUUUUUGGCCAGAAGUCACAGCACAUGAAAUCAAACAAACGACAGGAACCGUUUAGGAAAUGUCAGAACAAAAAGAUGGGGUUUGGAUUUCUUGAUGUAUCUGAACUUUCUUGACUCAGCUGGACUCGAUUCUUGCCGAUGGGCCCUGUGACAGUGUGACACUGGACUCAGCUUUUACCAUGCCUGUGUACUGCAAAUGCCCAUAAUGUCCAAAAUGUACUUGUUGUAAGUGGUAAACUUCUGGAUGAGUGUGACGAGCCUUAUGGUUGUGGGUGUGGUCAGCUCAUAUUGGGGGUGUCCUUAAACUGGCCAGGAGCUGAAAAGUCUCUGCUUGGUGAUUUAGUGAAGGAAGAUUUCCGGUAGACUUUGGUCCACAUUGCGCCUGUGGCCAGUAGAUGUGGCCAGUGACUAGCGGUUGUGAUGUUGACCAUAUCUGAGGACUGAAAUUACCCAAGGCCUUCAGAAUCCAACACUUUGUCCCUGUUACAACGAGUGUUGUGGAUAGUGGACAUGGUCAGUUGCUUGUGAAUAUGGCCUUGAUCCUUCCCGAGGACUGAAAUUUACCAAGCCUUCAAAAUCUCUUUAGUAGUGAAAUUAAGGAAGAUCUUUUCUGGUAGAUAUUUGGGCUCCUGCUAUGACCCAGCUUGUGGCUAGCAGAAGCGUCCAGUGGCUAGUCGUAUGACCGGAGAGGGUUCAGUCAAGUUAGUAGUCAUAUUUUUUCAGCACUUUAAACAAAGUCAGUGUUAUUCAGAGAACUAGCAAAUCAUAUAAAGGAGACCUCGUGCAAUUACAAAAGUAACAGUGACGCUAUCCUCGUCAAUUCUUCUUUGUGUUGUGUUUCUUGUGUCUGACAGUAUUUUGUAUGAUUUGUAGAAGUGUUUUUGCUUUGAACCUUUAUCCUAGCUAUGCAGUCAGCUUAUGAUGCCUCCUCCUGUUGAAAGUGUGUUUGGCUCAGAUUUAUCAACGGAUUAACAUAAGCAUUGUUGUUGGAGGAUCUGUAUUCUUCUAAUUUGCACUUUCUUCUAUGAAGUAGUCUCAACUUCCUCGUGAGGUCUGCCGUGAGGGCUAUGUUAGAGCUGAGAGGAUGGAGGAAGUGGAAAAGAAAAGGAACAUUUGGAGAGAGAAGAAGUGGCUGGUUCAUCAAACCUUCAGCCUUGUGACCUGUGUAACUUCGGCCACGAACAGCCUACUCAGGUACCUUCAUAACACGAAUCUAAAAUGGGGCACUCACAUUUUCUUGUCAUUUAAAGAUGAGCAGAAGAUCAAGACAGAUGAGAGGAAGACCUGCCUCAACUGUAAGAAGAAAGAAGGUGAAGGACAGAUUUGAUCUGGUGGACAACAUAGGCCUUUGAACAACUCCAAAACUGUCUUAUUUACAUGUUGUAUUGUGUUAGUCACCAGUCCACUCAGAGUCAGCGGGAUUUUGAUCGUAGCUUUAGGACAGAGCUUCAAACUAAAUGCUGGUCUGACGGUCUGAUAACUGUUACGUUAGAAAGUAACUGAAAUUGUGAAUUAAAGAUGCUGUGCUUUGGACUUUUCUGUAAACCUGCAGAUACCUUUUCCUAAUAAUGCAGCCCUCCAAAGCAGCAGUUCUUGCUUGUUGCCACUUGGGGGUGCCAACAUGCACAGCUGGUCUAGUAAAUUCAGUUUAGAGAUGAUCCGCAGCACUUUGUUUUAGUAGAAUCACAGUAUAAGCUGGUCCAACCUUGUUCCCUUUACUUUGUACUUUACGUUUAAAAUAAAAGUAAGCAAGUGAUGGUCAGUGUAUCAGAGAUGCUAUUUGAAAAACGGAUCCAUAUAGUUUAGAUUUUAUUAUUUACAAGGUUUGUGCACUGAGUAGUAGUGGCUGUAGUGGAAAAUGAUUUCAUUGUCAGAUUUUCUGAGUCGAGUUUGUGGUGACAGUUUUUAAACAAGGACCAGAAUAAAGACAUUUUUUCCAUGUUAGUCUUUUAGAUAAUUUGUGUGACACACGAGUACAGUGUGUAUUAGCAGCUCCUUUAAGUUACUAACAUUUAGUAAACCUUACGCACUUUACUUGUUUUCUUGUUUAUUGUCCUAAAUUUCGGAUUAGCUUUCUCACAUAUUAAUGAAAAUGACGUAGUUUUCUCCAUCCUGUUCCUAACCACACCGUAAACAGCCACACAUUAUCAUACUGUGCAUUUUAAUGAUGCCUCCAGAAAUGUAUCCUUUUUGUUGUUUUUGUAUUUUGUACUGUUUCUACAUUUCUAGAUAUCUGUACAUAUGGACGUGUGCUGAGAAGUAUUUGUUUUACAUGAAAUUUGUGAAGGCGGACAUGUGACCGAGCCCAGUGCUUCAGGAGGCUAACUGUAAAAGCAGAAUACUAUACACCAGUACCAGGAUGCUAACUGUCUCCUGCAACCAAGAAUAACCUCCAGAGAACUUUAUUCAAUAGUUAAAUGGUCAAACUAUUAGUUCCCACACAGAGAAUGUGGCUCUGGUUGUUAGCUAGUUGUUGUUUAGCCAGCUGUUUAGCUUACUCUGGUUUAGCUAGCCCUGGUUUAGCUUACUCUGGUUUAACUGGCUCUGGUUUAGCACAUUCUGGUUUAGUUGCUCUUGUUUAGACAGCCCUGGUUUAGGCUUCACAGUUUGUUUGGACCGAAUGCAAAACAUAUUUUCACCUCACAUCAUUCAUGUGAAUUUAGCCCACCAGAGUGUUCUUAUAGUCUUCAUUCACCUAAAACGUUUUUAAAUGUGACAUCACAGAUUUUAGCAUUAGGUAGCUAGCAAUGUACAACAAGCGUGUUUGUGUUUGGGACUCCCUAAAAACCUCUAAACUGGACUUUCGGUCAGAAAGAUGCUGUUUAUGUCUCGUGUCAAACCAAAAGUCAGCUGACUAAUUAUUUAACGUGAACCAUGACCCCUUCCAAAAUCUUACCAAGCAGCUUUGUUGCCUCAACCGAAUCAAACUGUGACUGAAAAUAAUCAAAGACGAAUAAAAAAGAGAAAAUAAUUACUUCAUCUAAAAACAAAUCUGAUCUAAAUUACUUCAUGGCUAACUUUAGGAACAUGGGACUCUAACCCAGGUGUGUUUGACCCACUGAUCCACCAUGACAUGCUCUACAUGUAGACUUUGCCCCUCUUUAUAUUGUCACCAGAGUCUGAAUGCAGACCAUCAGUUUCCAUGUACAUAGUUGUGAGAGCAAACAUAGAAAUAGGAAACAGACAUGGAGCAGGUCAGACCCCUGGUACCCCUCUGAUCACACAGACCUGCCAAAGGUUUACGGAGUCCCUUUUGUUAUCAGAAGUUUUUUUUUUUGAUAUUUUCAUCCAGCUUCUCUGAGUUACAGCUGUGGAAUGAGUGUGAAUUUUUAACUUAAGUGGAAACUUAAGUUAAUGCUUGACGCCUUUUUGCCUCAAUUCAGGCAAAUUUGCAUCCACCCCCGUCUUUGCUUUCACAUGUCCUUUCUGCUAACGGGGUCAGGGUGAAGACGGCCUGAAUCAGUUCAGGGUGAACUUUAUGUUGGUGAUGCUAGCACUGAACUGAUCAGGUCCCAGAAAGCAUCAUGCACUGGUGGGUUAUCCCUUUAAAGUCAUUUCCUGUAGUUUAUAUAGUUAUCAUAACGCUCAGCGAAUAGAGUCUCUGCCUACAUGUAAUCUGUUACUACAUUUAGCCUCUUGCAUGAAAUAUUAAAUCAUUAAAAUGUUAUUUCUGAUGUGUUUUAGCUGUCAGAAGCUCCUAAACUGCAGAUAUGUUUUUUUAAACUCUACCUGAUCAUAUCCUAGUUACUGUAUCAUAUUUUAGACAGUACACACGCAGUACACAUGCAGUACACAUGCAGUACAGAUGCAGGAUGUGGAGCCUCUGCCAUGGCUAGCAGUGUAUAUUGUAUAUAAAAAACUUGAUAUUUCAUUCCACUUUAACUGCUGUAUCCCUCUGGUUCCUGAUUAUUCUGGGAUAUUUGAAUCCCCCUGUCUGUUGUUGAAUGUAUUGUGUAUUUCUUUGGUUAUCCAUGUGCAUUUAUGUAUGACAGUUUCAACUUUCCAGUCGUGUAAAUACACUGUAUACAUUAUUACACAUUCUGUACUUUCAUAUGGGACCAAUUACCACCACUGUAUACUGUUAGUGUUGUAUUCUGCAAGCUCAAAGAUGACAGUCCUUACUGUUAACACACAGUACUCACACAAAGCAUGUUGUACAAUCCUGCAGAGCAUUGGUCAGAUUUGGUGGAUCGUACAAAGCAUUUCAUCGCAACAUGUUGUUAAUCCAUAAAGAAGAAACAUCAUAGAAACAUCACAGUCUUUUGUUUUCCAUUAAAUAAAGUGCAGAGGA